CCAUCGUGUAUCGUUUCCUCUUGUCUCAACCCAUCAAAGACCAAUGGCUUCCCUAUUAAGGCCUCGACGUCCAAUUCAUCAAGAAGUCCAUCUUCUCAGUCAGCAAAUUCGAAGCUUCUCAUUUACCCAUCGCCAAUGCGGUCAUAAGCAAGCGCUCGCACACGCGCAUGCAAACCUACCAGAAUACCCCUACGGGCCAUCCCGUUGGUACAAGCAGUCCAAUUUCGGAUUGUAUGGCGGUCUCAAAAUCUCCUCUGGCAACAAUGUCUCACCCGAAACGGAGACGAAGACGAGGCGGAAGUGGAGACCAAAUGUGCAGAUGAAACGGCUUUACUCGCACGCCCUGCAACGUUAUGUACGUGUUAAGGUCGCUACCCGUGUGCUACGUACAAUAGACAAGUGUGGCGGACUGGACGAGUAUCUCGUUGGCGAGAAGCCAGCUCGAAUAAAGGAGCUCGGUAUGAAAGGGUGGGAACUCCGUUGCAAAGUUAUGGAAACCCAGUGGUGGUUGGAGCGCAAGAUCAAGCUCCGUGAGCAAUGGGGUUUGAGCCCCGUGAGAACUUAUUUCCCUGAAGAGAAGGAAGACACUGAAGGACAGCCAUUCAUGGUUGGCAUGUAUGGUGAAAAGCUACUGGAUGCAGCCGCGGCUGCUGAAGCCGGAUACACCGGUCUCAAGGAAGCCGAGCCAGAAUACGACCAAGACGGUAAUCCUAUUUCUCUACCGGAUCUGAUCGCUUACGAUGAAUCCGAGAAUGAGGAUAUGGAAGCUGCGAAGCCGGAGGAAGGUGAGCUGGUUGAUGUAGGCAAAAUUCCAGAGGAACCUGACUACAAGUACGUCAGUGGUAAGCUCAAACGGAAAGCCAUUUUGAAGGAAAGGAAGGCCAUCGCAGCUCAAGCAAAGGCGGCUCACAGAGCUCGCAAAGAAGCAGAAAGAAGUAUUGAGCAGAGAGCUCUGGCUGGAGAGAAAGGGUUGAGGUCAACUGAUUUGAAACAACACCUCGCUUAUCAGGAGAGAAAGGCUGCUCUUGAAAAGGCAAACAAGAUCCUCGCUACUACUACUACUACUACAGAUGCUUCGAACUCAUCAGCAAGACCCACAUUAUAGACCGCCUGCAGUGCGGAGUGUUGUACAAUAUUAUCAUUCCCAGCACAAGCCAUUCCUCGCAGCUGAGCGUUUGUUACCAUUAGUUCCUGAUCUGAACAUGAAAGCAAAACCAUACCUUCGAACAAUCGUACAUGCUGCCGAUGAUAAACGGUUUUCUCCAUGAGAUUGAAAAUACGUCGUCCAGACCUAGG
Molecule: messenger RNA, 1296 nt
Organism: Verruconis gallopava
Lineage: Eukaryota; Fungi; Ascomycota; Dothideomycetes; Venturiales; Sympoventuriaceae
Exons: 1
Coding region: 44-1105 (353 amino acids)
Cellular component (GO): mitochondrial large ribosomal subunit
Molecular function (GO): structural constituent of ribosome
Source: RefSeq, a predicted model, not a curated record